AUGAAUGUGAAAGGUAUUACUGUUUUACCUCUUGUUUUCUCCACGUUUCCAGAAACCCUCGAAAAUUUUCCUAGUCUAAGGCCACCUAAACCUGCUCAUAUCAACUCCAUCCACGAUCUUUUCGAAUAUAUUAAUGACGAGAUUUCACCUCGUAUUAUUAUUCCGGAAAAACCAUUGAAUAAUCCCAACCUCUUCCUUCUUGACCCAAACGUUGGCGGUGGUAUCAGAUUUUUGUUCGACUGUAUGAAGCUAGCUUGUUAA
Messenger RNA from Naumovozyma dairenensis CBS 421, 261 nucleotides. RefSeq lists its product as uncharacterized. The transcript has a single exon. NCBI's taxonomy places the organism in Eukaryota, Fungi, Ascomycota, Saccharomycetes, Saccharomycetales, Saccharomycetaceae. Bases 1 to 261 code for a protein of 86 amino acids. The record is from RefSeq and is a predicted model, not a curated record.